AAGCAGACGGCGCAGGAACGCUUGCGGAGCGCAGGUCCGGGGCCUGGCAUCGCCGCGUCGCGGUCGGUGCUUGGCUGUCCGGUGUGAACCAGGGGACUAGGCUUUGGGGCGACCGCGAGUGCGCGCGUGGGGGAUCUCGGCUGGCCUCAGAGCUCCAGAGUCCGGUCAAGGGGGCGACUCCUGGUCCCCAGUUAUAGAGUCUACUAACCUUGCAAAGGGAGACGUGUAGCGUUCUAAAAGGGUAGGAAAAACAGAGGAGAAGCAGCGAAGCUGAGGCUGACGGAGACGCACCUGGGGCGAACCUGUCCUCACCGGUUCAGAGGAGGACCCGAGCGCUGACCCUGUAGGCGCGAGCACCCGGCUGCAGGGCCAGGAGCCACGCAAGCGGUGCGAUCCGCGGGGCUGGGGCUUCCAGCACCUUGGGUCACGCCUCCUUGGCGAGAAGGCGCCUCGCCUUUGAUUGCUUCCAGUCACUGCAGAACUUCCUGGCCUGGUGGAGAAGCAGGUCUCCUUGGGGUCCCGCUUGAGACUGAGUCCACACGGUUCUGGGUCCCCGAACCAGGAAGGGUUGGGGGAACAGCAUCUGCGAGGAACCUUCGCGCCCCGCGUGACGGGGUCACGCGUUGGGGUCCUCCCUCUGCUAGCAUUCGCUCCCUCCUGGCUCGGCGCCACCCCCGGAACCCCUCGCGGGGAGAUGGCCGCGUUGAUGCGGGGCAAGGACUCGUCCCGCUGCCUACUCCUACUGGCCGCGGUGCUGAUGGUGGAGAGCUCGCAGCUGGGCAGCUCGCGGGCCAAACUCAACUCCAUCAAGUCCUCUCUGGGCGGGGAGACGCCUGCCCAGGCUGCCAAUCGAUCUGCGGGCAUAUACCAAGGACUGGCUUUCGGCGGCAGUAAGAAGGGCAAAAGCCUGGGGCAGGCCUAUCCUUGCAGCAGUGAUAAGGAAUGUGAAGUUGGAAGAUACUGCCACAGUCCCCACCAAGGGCCAUCAGCCUGCAUGGUGUGCCGGAGGAAAAAGAAGCGAUGCCACAGGGAUGGCAUGUGUUGCCCUGGUACCCGCUGUAAUAAUGGCAUCUGCAUCCCAGUCACUGAGAGCAUCCUGACCCCUCACAUCCCUGCGCUGGAUGGCACUCGGCAUAGAGACCGAAAUCACGGCCAUUAUUCAAACCAUGACUUGGGAUGGCAGAAUCUAGGAAGACCACACACCAAGAUGUCUCAUAUAAAAGGGCAUGAAGGAGAUCCCUGCCUGCGAUCAUCAGACUGUAUGGAAGGGUUUUGCUGUGCUCGUCACUUCUGGACCAAAAUCUGCAAACCAGUGCUCCAUCAGGGGGAGGUCUGUACCAAACAGCGCAAGAAGGGUUCACACGGGCUGGAAAUUUUUCAGCGGUGUGACUGUGCAAAGGGACUGUCCUGCAAAGUAUGGAAAGAUGCCACCUAUUCUUCCAAAGCCAGACUCCAUGUGUGUCAGAAAAUCUGAUAAGCACUGGGGAAUGUCAUCACUAGCAGACUGUGAAUUUGUGUAUUUAAUGCAUUAUGGCAUGGUGGAAAAUAAGGUUUGGAAUACAGAAGAAUGGAGACUAUGAUGAGAUACGGAGCACAGAAAGGGAGAAAUGAAAGGAGAGUUGAAUGGAUUAGGAUGGGUGACAACUGAAGCACAGCCAGUGUUUCCAUUAUGCAACUUGUUUAUGUAAAUACUGUACACAUUUGUGAAAAUGCUAUCAGCAAGAGAAAGCCCACAGUGGAAAUUACUGAUAAAUAUCAUGUGACUUUGCAAGAGUUGAGGUUGUGCUGGAGGAGACAUUUCCUUUACAUUCUGACGAUCUAUAAAAUGACCUAGAAGCCAUAUUUCUAUGCAAAGUUAUAAUUUAACAAAACACUACCACCUUACCUUGACAUAAGAUAAUCUCUAAAACAUGAAAAGAGUUGAUAAGUAGGAAUUGAAAAUGUUGCAUAAUUCUCAUGCAUUAUGGAAUGACUUCUUAAUUUGGAAAUCUACUUUUAUUGGUCAAUAAUAGACAAGGUAAAAAGAAGACUCAAUAUUUUCCAAAUAAUUUCAAGAUAGUGACAGGUCUUUUAGUCAUUAGGAAAAACAAACAAACAAUUCUUCUUAAGCUGCUCAUUGAAAUUAUUUUUUCAAAAAUUUAAAUCACCUGCAAUUCAUGCAGACUGAUAUAAGAUAAAAAUAGACUCUAGAUUCUGAAGGAAUGGCAUUCCACUGUGACUCUUAAUGAGGUUCCUACCUAAACUACAUUUACAAAUGGGAACUAGUGUAAUAUAUGCACAGGGAAGAAUUUUCACAAAGAUGUAUAAAUCAUAUGGAAAAAUAGAGCUAAUGGAAAAAUCUAAGUUUUAAAAGCUUUGACAUACCCUAUGCUUCAUAGUAUGAGACUGGUAAACACAUUUCUUUCUGCCUAUCUCAAAUAAAGUAGAGUGAGACUUGAGUGGCAUCUGUACUACAUGAAAGCACAGAAAAGAAAUGGUGAAAAUUUUGUCAGUUGUCCAGGCUUUGACACGAUUAAGGUCACAUGUCUGAAACAGAGGCCAACUUUUUAUCUUUGACACCAGAGGCUGACAACCUAAGAGAAAACUCUCAGUGGGUUUUACUGCCAUAAUAUUUACAAUGCAGAUGAGUUCAGUAUAAGGCAACUUGCCAUUUCUACCCUCAAAAUAUUUAUGUUCUAUUUUUGAGGUUGUAAAAUAAUCUUAAUGCAAGGAGGUAUUGUAAAAUACACUCUUAAAGCAGGUGGUGUAGGAGAGUCCAUUGACCUCCCUAAACUUCUGAUUGAUGGCACCAUCCACUUUUUCUGUACUAAACUCUCUCUGCAAAUGGGUAUUUUAUUGCCUAAGAUAUAGUUUCUGUUUCUGCAGCCACUGAGGUUUAAAAUGUAAUAACUUUCAAGGCCUACAUAUUGCUAAUAUAUAAAAUCCACACAUUCUAAAUUCAUUGAAACCACUUUACUACUUUGUGACUUAAGUCAGUUCUGAAUAUGAUGUCUAGAGACUAAAAGGUAAGGAAACUUCUCAUCGUAUUGUUACUUUAUGCUUUUAACAGACCCAAGUCACUCCUUUUAAUUUACAUAAAUCCCACCAACAAUCUCAAAUUCUAAUUCUCCCAGUAGAAAUGUGGAAAAAUUUCAGUUUCCCACACCAAUUUACCAGGAUGAUUCAGAUCUAUAGGUUCUGAACAUGUCUGCUAAAACAAAAAUCAUAGGAUAACUUAUCCAAGAGCCAAAUUUUGUGCAAACAGGCUGUGUAAGCUUGGUGACAUGAAAAUGGGACAUUUCAGUUAAACAUUUCCUAUAUAGCAGUUACAUUUACAAUCUGGUUUCCAUAUUAUUUCCCUUAUAUUCAGCCUUUCAAAAUUAUUAUUUGAAGUAAUUUAUUUACAGGAAGUGUUAAUGAGAUGUAUUUUCUUAUAGAGAUAUUUCUUACAGAAAGCUUUGUAGCAGAAUAUAUUU
Messenger RNA from Jaculus jaculus (lesser Egyptian jerboa), 3455 nucleotides. It is a transcript of the gene Dkk2, whose product is annotated as dickkopf WNT signaling pathway inhibitor 2. NCBI's taxonomy places the organism in Eukaryota, Metazoa, Chordata, Mammalia, Rodentia, Dipodidae. The coding region runs from base 695 to 1474 and encodes 259 amino acids. Gene Ontology annotation, molecular function: receptor antagonist activity; co-receptor binding. Gene Ontology annotation, cellular component: extracellular region. The transcript is spliced from 4 exons. Gene Ontology annotation, biological process: multicellular organism development; negative regulation of canonical Wnt signaling pathway. The record is from RefSeq and is a predicted model, not a curated record.